Messenger RNA from Salvia hispanica, 1833 nucleotides. RefSeq lists its product as uncharacterized. The record is from RefSeq and is a predicted model, not a curated record. Gene Ontology annotation, molecular function: zinc ion binding. Lineage: Eukaryota; Viridiplantae; Streptophyta; Magnoliopsida; Lamiales; Lamiaceae.
ACUGAGGCAGGCAAAAACAGCAACAUAAAUUGUCUCUUCUCAGAUAUUAAGGUUUCAGUUAGUAACACGAAUUGUAGUACUACUACUUUUACUUCCACCUCUCUCUCUCUCUCUGGUAUUUUUUCUGUUGUAAUGGCAUAGUUUAUCACUUGGAAUAACUUUAUGCUCAAUCAUGGAUUCUGCUGAAGAAAAUCCUUUACCCAAACAAAGUGAAGAGGGUUGCUUUACAAACGAAAAGCUUGCCAGUAUAUCACCUCCUCUAAUCCCAAUGGUUGGGAAAUCGAGUGAAAUAGUCGUUGAGGAGCCGGUGUGUAGUCAGCCGCAUCAUGGGCAUGACUUCAUUCUGCACAUACCAGCCAAUGCAACAGCUGAGGGAUAUGUGGAGGACUCUGAGUCUGUGGCAAUAAACAUGCCUCCUUCGCCGGUUCCAACUCCCAAAAGAGUAAACUUUUCGCCGUUACCUAGUCCUAGUAGUGUAAGGCUUAAUGGUUCUCCAGGUCCCUCAACCAAAGGAAAAUCAUCCAUGAAAAAUUUGCUUCCUAGACUAAGCUUCAAAUUUCGGAAUACAAACUCAGAGACUGAAAAGGCUGCCAUGUUAGCACUUGGAGUUUCCCCUGAGUUGCGGGGAAAGACAUCAAUUCCUCGGACUUUCUCUCUUACCAAGAUUUUUAUACCCAAGAUGAAGAGGACCUCAUCUCUACCAACCUCUCCGAUUUUCCACUCAAAUCCGGAGUCUGCUCAUGGAGGAUUCACCAGCGCUGCAGCUGACUUAUCUAAAGGUGUGUGCCAGCUACCAAUGCAUCGGUCACGAUCUGUACCCGUUCUAUAUAAAGAGGAAAGUAUAAAACAGAUGGACAACUUAGGUAGUGCAUAUCGCGUGGUGCCUACUACCCUGAGUGUUACAGAACAGAGUGCUGCAGCAUCUGUGCCUGUUGGAACAAUUUCUGGUGCAGAUGAGAAGAAUGAUUAUGCUGAGGACAUCCCUCUAGAAGAAGCUGUUUGUAGAAUCUGCUUUGUUGAGCUCGGUGAGGGCUCAGACACGCUGAAGAUGGAAUGCAGCUGCAAAGGUGAACUUGCUCUGGCCCACCAUGAAUGUGCGAUUAAAUGGUUUAGCAUAAAAGGCAACAAGACUUGUGAUAUCUGCAAGCAGGAGGUCAAAAACUUAUCUGUCACACUUUUACGCAUCCAAACCAAUCAGACUCGAGGGCACGGACCUCUUCCACCUGAAAUAACUCAAUACAGGGUGUGGCAGGAUGUUCCGGUUCUUGUGAUAGUCAGCAUGCUUGCAUAUUUUUGUUUCCUGGAGCAACUUUUGGUUAACAAAAUGGGAUCUAGUGCAAUUGCCAUAUCUUUGCCCUUUUCUUGUAUAUUAGGUCUUCUCGCAUCAAUGACCUCGACUACCAUGGUGAGGAGGAGAUAUGCUUGGAUAUAUGCUACUAUUCAGUUUACAAUGGUGGUUCUUUUCGCGCAUAUCUUUUACUCAUUGCUUCAUGUGCAAGCGGUUCUGUCUGUUCUGCUCGCGACAUUUGUUGGUUUUGGAGGUGCUAUGUGUGGCACUUCCAUCCUUAUCGAGAUACUCAAAUGGAGAAGAAUGCGGAGCAAUUGGUCGGCUUCCCAACAAGAUGCUGCUCAAGCUUCGGAGAGUAGUGAUGCACCACAAAACAGAGUGGAUGGAAAUGGCCAACACAGCUGACAAAUUUAUUCAAUCUAGCCCAAAAUAUGGCAAUGAAGCCAUCAUAUUAAUGAGUAGAGUUACCCAGUUGUGCUCAAAUCUUUGUAAAUAUUACUCUAUAUACCUUUGGUAUUCAUUCUUAAUUGGUUGUUUUCGUUUAA